Stylonychia lemnae is the source of this 1521-nucleotide messenger RNA. NCBI's taxonomy places the organism in Eukaryota, Ciliophora, Spirotrichea, Sporadotrichida, Oxytrichidae. The record is from the annotation of a GenBank genome assembly.
AUGGAAGAAGAUCCAAAUCUGACAUUGGUAUGUGGAUAUAACGAAUUUGAUCCAUUCAUCAAAUUUGGAAGAGAUAAUUUACUCUUUGUCAAGAGAGAAUACCUAGAUAAAGGGUUCUUGCAGGCUUUGUUCAACAUUGAAAAUCAUCCCUUUGCGGAAGAUUUCUUUUUGUUCUUCGACACAAACAGAGAUGGAUUGAUAGACUUUUAUGAGGUAGUAAUGGGACUAGACUCAGUAGAGAAAGGGGAUUUCGAAUAGAAAUGCAAAUUUUGCUUUGCAAUGUAUGACAUUCUAGAGAAUGGUGUAUUGGACAUCUUCACCUUAAGGGAAGUGCUUAAGAAAUCUUAUGUGAAUUAGAUUAUUCAACUAGAAUCGGCAAUAUCAAAACUGUCAACUCAUAAGACGAUAAAUCAUGAUGGUUGGACAUUUGAUGAAUUUGAGUAGGAAGUAUUUCCAUUUCUGGAAAAAUCAUUAUCUCUGGCAUUAGAUAGAAUGGAAUUCCACAAGCAACUCAUAAAUGAACUGGAAUUCAGAUUUAAUUUCACUUUGGAGUCCUUGGAGCAUCUGUGGAAUAUGUAUAGAUCAACAAUAGAUAAAAAUGUUUCUGAAAACAGACUUAAAACAGCUGUUGCAUUUGCUGCUCAUUCUCCUGAGUUAGUUACGAAAGAAUAGUUCAAGCUUAUUAUGCUUGAUGUGUUCAAAGUUAAAGAUGCUCACUUAGUUAAUAAUAUUUUCGUGAUUGCAGACACAGAUGGUAAUGGAGCUCUUGAUAUUAGAGAGUUGAUUGGAAAUAUGGUAUUUUGGCUGAGAGGUACUCUGGGAUAUAAAUUUGCAUUAUUCUUCGAAGUAUUUGUAUCUGUUAAUGGAGGUGUUUUCGUUUCGAAAGAAAAUCUGAUCAAAGUUAUAGGAGAUGCGCUCAAAGUAUUCAAAGAAAGUUUUUUCUUGGCUAAAUCGACUGCUGAUAGAAUGAACACAACUUUGAAUGGUUUAAUUACUUAUGAAGAAUUCAACAAUUAUUGCAAGUCUAAUCCUCAAGCUAUUGAUUUUCUUUGCAGAUUAACAAUCGGGCCAUAUCCUUUAAGUGAUGAGCUUUCGCAAAGAAUGAUCGAAUUUUAAAAGGCCAAAAUGAUUGAAUACUAUCCUUAACUACAGCUGCAAUAAGAUCCAAAUUAGCAAGCUAUAAUUGAUAAUUAGAGAACUGCUAGUAGACAAAAUCUUAGCAAAUCAUUUAUAGAAAGCAGUAGCAACAAUAAUUUAAACAGUAACUAAUAAUAGUUUAUGACUCCUAAUAAAAAGCUAUUGCCCUUAAUGCCUCCACCUCAAUAUUCUGGCAAUAACUAUUAAAUUGUUCCUUUAGAAGAUAAUAAAAAGAAUAGACUUAAUAGUCAGCAAGGGCGGUUGAAUUUCGCAGGCAUGGGCUAAUAGUAAAUGUUCAAUCACAUUAGAAGUAAUGCUGCUGAAUUGAGUAGAAUCGGACAAACUCCUGUGAAUCCAAAUAAAAGAUGGAUUGUGCGUGAUUGA